Messenger RNA from Alternaria conjuncta, 339 nucleotides. RefSeq lists its product as uncharacterized. The transcript is spliced from 2 exons. NCBI's taxonomy places the organism in Eukaryota, Fungi, Ascomycota, Dothideomycetes, Pleosporales, Pleosporaceae. The coding region runs from base 1 to 339 and encodes 112 amino acids. The record is from RefSeq and is a predicted model, not a curated record.
AUGAAGAACAAAAGCGUCGCAUCGAUCAACAAGAAACACCGCAGCCCAAUGCUGAGCCUGACUACGAGCCUGCGUAUUCUCGAGAGCACAGCCUUGAUCAGUCUGUACAAGAUGAAGGGUUCUAUCCACCUGCCCGCCGUCAUCCCCGCGGUCCAAUACGAGAGGCCUGCACCACAGAGAUACAAUAGUCGCCCUGACGACUACAUGUACUACGAAGAAAGGGAGAGACCCUUGCCUAGGCGAGCGGCGCCGGAGGCAGAGAGUGAUGUAUACGAGCCGCCGCAACCAGAAAUCAAGGUGGAAAGCGUGCCUGUGCCCAUGCCGCCGGAGGCGUCUUGA